Molecule: messenger RNA, 1848 nt
Organism: Bactrocera tryoni
Lineage: Eukaryota; Metazoa; Arthropoda; Insecta; Diptera; Tephritidae
Product: glycine-rich cell wall structural protein-like
Exons: 2
Coding region: 91-1515 (474 amino acids)
Source: RefSeq, a predicted model, not a curated record
UUUCACAGACCGGAAACGAGGCACACAGACGGUCUGCAGCUCCUGGCGUAGUUACAAGAAAGCGUGAUUUUGAUUUUUCCAGCAGACGAAAUGGCCAAGUGGUUCAUAUUGAGCGUUCUGCUGUGCGCCGGUGCCGUUGUACAUGGCAAGCCCACCUUCGGCAAGGAACACGUGCACAUUCGCAUCCAUCUGGCCGAGGAUCAUGGCGACCAUGGUCAUGGGGGUGGACAUGGCGGUGGAGGGUUUGGUGGUCAUGAAACUGUGAUUAUUGAUGGCGGUGUACAUGGUGGCGGACAUGGCGGCGGCGGCUACGGUGGCGGUGGUCAUGGGCAUGGUGGUGGCGAUAUCAUUGGCCCAUUGACUGGCGGCUUGUUGGGCGGUGGUUUUAUAAGUGGCGGACACGGUGGCGGUCACGAUCACGGACAUGGUGGUGGUCAUGAUCAUGGACAUGGCGGCGGAUUCGGCGGUGGAGGUGGUGGUCAUCAUGAGACUAUUAUUUUGGAUGCUGGCGGUCAUGGUCAUGGUGGCGGUGGCGGCGGUGGCGGCUACGGCGGUGGUCAUGGUGGCGGAUACGGCGGCGGUUAUAGUGCAGGUGGACACGGAGGUAGCGCUGAAAGCCAUACACUUAUUAUCUCAGACGCUGGUGGACACGGCGGUGGUGGUGGUGGACAUGGCGGUGGAUACGGUGGCGGUUAUGGUGGUGGUCACGGCGGUGGUCAUGGUGGCGGCGCUGAAGCACAUACGCUUAUCAUCUCGGACGCUGGUGGUCAUGGGGGACACGGCGGUGGUGGCAGCGGCGGCUACGGUGGCGGUUAUAGUGCAGGUGGACAUGGCGGCGGUGGUGCUCAAGUAGAUACCUAUGCAAUUAUCAAAGAAUCUGGCAGUGGUUACAGCGCCGGCGGUCAUGGUGGACAUGGCGGCGGCGGCGGCGGUGGCUACAGCUACGGCGGUGGUCAUGGUGGCAGCAGUGGCGGUGACUCGCAUUUGGCGAAAAUCGCAGCCAUAGCAGCAGCAUCUAGUGGCUCACACAGCAGCGGCGGUGGUGGUUAUGGCGGUGGCGGAUAUGGCGGUAGCGGAGGCGGUCAUGAUGACGCGCACAUAGCUGCAGCCGCAGCUGCGGCCAGUUCAUCUUCACAUGGAAGCAGCGGCAGUUAUAGCAGUGGAGGUGGCUACAGCAGCGGUGGGGACUCACAUUCCAUCGCUAAUAUAGCUGCCGUAGCAGCUGCUAGCGACUCACACAGCAGUGGUGGUGGUGGUGGCUAUGGCGGUGGCGGUUAUGACGGUGGCAGUAGCUACAGCAGCGGUGGUGGUUAUGGCGGUAGUGGCGGUCAUCUCGAUACUGCUGUUAUUGCCGCAGCAGCCGGCUCGCAUGGAGAUGCAAGUGCCGGUAGCGGCGGUGGUGGUGGCUACAACUAUGCGCCAGCAAGCGGUGGUGGAGGUUGGCAAUCGUCCGGCAGCGGUGGUUGGGCGGCCUCCGGCAGCGGCGGCGGCAGUGGUUGGUACAAACGAAAAUGAGCGUCUGUCGUAGGCGCCACCAAAGUAUAGUUUCUUAAGAAAAUGCAUAAAUAUGCUUUCUAAUGCUGUUGUAAACGCACUUUAGAUUAGGCAUAUUUAUUCUAGUCCACUAAAGCAGAGAGGCGAAGCAGCUGAGCAGCUUUCAUUGCAGAAACAAGUGCUUGGCGACAUUUAAAGGUCAGUACAUUGCUUGCCGCCCAAAUCACCUCACGCCUUCAUUUCACUUCGAAGUACAUGCAUAUUCAUAUAUACAUACUUACAUAUAUGUAUGUACAAAAUACGCUCAUUAUAAAUUAUGUUUGACAAUCAUUUUGUUGUAAAAGAUAUUUUUAU